Diaporthe amygdali is the source of this 1920-nucleotide messenger RNA. RefSeq lists its product as uncharacterized. Bases 1 to 1920 code for a protein of 639 amino acids. The record is from RefSeq and is a predicted model, not a curated record. Gene Ontology annotation, biological process: carbohydrate metabolic process. NCBI's taxonomy places the organism in Eukaryota, Fungi, Ascomycota, Sordariomycetes, Diaporthales, Diaporthaceae. The transcript is spliced from 4 exons.
AUGUCCACUUGGGGUUGGCAUAACUCGUCAUUACCGACAACCCCCAACCAGACUUCUGUAAACGAUUACACCGGAUUGGACUGGUGGACUCCACCGCUUGAUUUCUCUGAUGAUGGGCAACUCGUGAACUACGCACAGCCGAACCCUGCUGAGAACGACAUAUCAACUUGGUUGAUACAGAAUCCUCAGCGGCUGAAUCUCGGAAACAUAGGAUUCUGGUUCGGCGGUGCGAAUGUAACCGAGGACGAUCUCGAGGACAAAUCCCAGGUCCUUGACCUGUGGACCGGAACGAUCUUCUCGAAUUUCUCGUACAACGGAAGCAUGGUCACGGUUGAGGUACGAGCAGCACCUGAUACCGACACUGUUGGUAUUAGCGUUGAGUCUGAUCUGGUCCCCACUGGUGCUCUCGGUUUAUUCCUUGACUUUCCAUACUCGGACGUCAACAAGUUUGAUGCUCCUUUCGUAGGAGUAUGGAAUGCUACAAGCAACCACUCGACAUCUCUCAGUACUACGGGCAAUCAAGCCACCAUUCUACACACGUUAGACAACAAUAGUUACUCUUUGACGGCGGAUUGGGAAGGCGACGGAAAGAUCACCGAGCCAGAUGACGGGAGUCAUCGUUAUUUCCUCACAGUCUCUGGAUCAAGACAACUGAAAAUGACUGCGACCUUCUCCACAGAUGGAGUGACGGCCCAAAAGUCUCUUGAUGAUUUGGUUUUUGAAUCACAGUCUUGGUGGGAGUUGUAUUGGAAUUCAGGGGCUUUCAUAGACCUGACUUCUGUUGGCACGGCGAAUGCGACCGAGCUACAGCGACGAAUCAUCCUCUCACAGUAUCUCCUGGCCGUAAAUUCGGCGUCUUCCUUCCCACCACAGGAAUCGGGGCUUGUCAACAAUGGAUGGUACGGCAAAUUUCACCUCGAGAUGGUCUUUUGGCAUCUCGUACACUUUGCCCGCUGGAACCACUUUGACCUGGUUUGGCGAAGCAUACCGAAGAUGUACGACCAGUUCCUCCAAUCCUCGUACGAAAGGGCCGCUUCGCAGGGAUACAAAGGUGCGCGCUGGGGGAAGAUGACGGACCCGAGUGGGCGAAGUGCUCCGGGAGAGAUUAACUCCCUGUUGAUUUGGCAGCAGCCACAUCCAAUGUACUUCGCCGAGGUAGAAUACCGCUCCUUUCCCAACGACACAACUUUGGAGAGCUGGGACGAAGUACUCACAGCAUCGGCCGACUUCAUGGCUUCUUUUGCCUGGUUCAACCACUCAACCGGUGUGUACAAUCUUGGGCCGCCGAUGUACCCCGUAUCGGAAAACACGAACCCAAAUGCGACGAUCAACCCGACGUUCGAGCUUGCGUACUGGCGAUUUGGGCUUGACGUUGCUAUUAAGUGGAAGGAGCGCCAGGGACAGUCUGUUCCGGAUGACUGGGUCGCUGUCAGGGACAAGCUUGCUCCCUUGCCUGUGGUUGACAAUACAUAUCCUGUGUAUGAAGGCAUUCCAAACAUGUGGACCGAUAAUGCAACCACGAAUGAUCAUCCCGCGAUGGCUGGAAUCUACGGCUGGCUACCUCCUCCAAUGAGCGGUCCACCGUUGAACCUGACGAUAGUCCAGAACACGGCCGACAAGAUCCUAGAGCUCUGGGACCUGGAAGAGUCCUACGGAUGGGAUUUCUCUCUGUUGGCUAUGAACUCUUUGAGGCUAGGAGAUGUAGAUCAAGCUGUUGCAUACCUCCUCCAUCCCGUAUUCCAAUUCGACGACGCAGGGUACCCAGUGGGAGGGUCUCGUGUUCCGACACCGUAUUUCCCUAAUGCGGCAUCUCUGCUACUUGCGACAUCCAUGAUGGCAGCGGGAUGGGAUGGAGAGCCGGGCCCGCAUUUCCCAGAGAAUUGGGAGAUAAAAGUUGAGGGUUUCACUCCUGGAUUGUAG